Symbiodinium sp. CCMP2592 is the source of this 2370-nucleotide messenger RNA. Lineage: Eukaryota; Dinophyceae; Suessiales; Symbiodiniaceae. The record is from the annotation of a GenBank genome assembly.
AUGGCGGUGAAGAUCGGCAUCAACGGAUUCGGGCGCAUCGGUCGCAUGGUUUUCCAGGCCAGUGAAGCCUUUUUGCUAGCUGGAUCAGUGGACACGCUUAGCUGCGGGUACGCAGUCUCUGUAUGUCACGAUUAUGUCACGGGUAGCUGUGUGACAGGAAGCGACGAGAAGCUGCCGUCGUUUGUCGCGUUGCAAGCUUGUAGGAAGAUCGAAGCAAAAACCUGCAAGGCCAUCUGCGACCAGGGUCUGUUGGGCUCCAAGCUCGAUGUCGUCGGCGUGGUCGAUAUGUCCACCGACGCAGAGUACUUCGCUUACCAGAUGAAGUAUGACACGGUUCACGGCCAGUUCAAGCACGACGUGAAGAUCGGUGAGAAGGACGAGCUGAUCGUGAACGGAAACAAGAUCAAGUGCAUCCAGGCCAGCCGGGAAGGCCCCAAGGCCCUGCCUUGGAAGGACAUGGGCGUGAAGUACGUCAUCGAGUCCACUGGCCUCUUCGUGGAGUACGAGUGGCUCGUCGACAUACUUGCGCUUCAUGGAGUGGCCGUCGGUCACAUCGAGGCAGGUGCAGAGAAGGUGAUCAUCUCGGCCCCGGGCAAGGGCAACCUGAAGACGCUGGUCUGCGGCGUGAACCACACUGAGUACGACAAGGCCAACCACCACGUGGUGAGCAACGCCUCCUGCACCACGAAUUGCCUUGCCCCGAUCUGCCACGUGCUCCUCAAGGAGGGUGUCGGCAUCGAGAAAGGGCUGAUGACCACCAUCCAUGCUUACACCGCCACGCAGAAGACGGUGGAUGGUGUGUCUGCCAAGGAUUGGCGUGGAGGUCGCGCAGCCGCAUGCAACAUCAUUCCCUCCGCGACGGGCGCCGCAAAGGCCGUGGGUGAGGUGCUGCCUAGCACCAAGGGUAAGCUUACCGGCAUGGCCUUCCGAGUGCCAACUCCGGAUGUCUCAGUGGUGGACCUCACUUUCACGGCAGAGAAGGACACGUCCAUCCAGGAGAUCGACUCGCUGCUGAAGGCAGCCUCUGGCAGCUACAUGAAGGGUGUUCUCUCCUACACCGACGAGGAGUUGGUGUCCAUGGACUUCGUUCACAACGUGAACUCCUCCAUCUACGACUCCAAGGCCACUCUGCAGAACAACCUGCCGGGCGAGAAGCGAUUCUUCAAGGUCGUGUCCUGGUACGACAACGAGUGGGGAUAUUCCAACAGGGUGGUGGAUCUUCUGAUGCACAUGAUCAGUCAGUCCACGCUCGCACAUCUUGUGCGGCCGCAGUGCUCCAUUCUUGCUAGUGCAUCCCCGAACUCUUGUCCCAUUGUCGAAAUUGCAAUGGCGGUGAAGAUCGGCAUCAACGGAUUUGGGCGCAUCGGUCGCAUGGUUUUCCAGGCCAUCUGCGACCAGGGACUGUUGGGCUCCAAGCUCGAUGUCGUCGGCGUGGUCGAUAUGUCCACCGACGCAGAGUACUUCGCUUACCAGAUGAAGUAUGACACGGUUCACGGCCAGUUCAAGCACGACGUGAAGAUCGGUGAGAAGGACGAGCUGAUCGUGAACGGAAACAAGAUCAAGUGCAUCCAGGCCAGCCGGGAAGGCCCCAAGGCCCUGCCUUGGAAGGACAUGGGCGUGAAGUACGUCAUCGAGUCCACUGGCCUCUUCGUGGAGUACGAGAAGGCCGUCGGCCACAUCGAGGCAGGUGCAGAGAAGGUGAUCAUCUCGGCCCCGGGCAAGGGCAACCUGAAGACGCUGGUCUGUGGCGUGAACCACACGGAGUACGACAAGGCCAACCACCACGUGGUGAGCAACGCCUCCUGCACCACGAACUGCCUUGCCCCGAUCUGCCACGUCCUCCUCAAGGAGGGUGUCGGCAUCGAGAAGGGACUGAUGACCACCAUCCAUGCUUACACCGCCACGCAGAAGACGGUGGAUGGCGUGUCUGCCAAGGACUGGCGAGGAGGUCGCGCAGCCGCAUGCAACAUCAUUCCCUCCGCGACGGGCGCCGCAAAGGCAGUGGGUGAGGUGCUGCCGAGCACCAAGGGUAAGCUUACCGGCAUGGCCUUCCGAGUGCCAACUCCGGAUGUCUCAGUGGUGGACCUCACUUUCACGGCAGAGAAGGACACGUCCAUCCAGGAGAUCGACUCGCUGCUGAAGGCAGCCUCUGGCAGCUACAUGAAGGGUGUUCUCUCCUACACCGACGAGGAGUUGGUGUCCAUGGACUUCGUUCACAACGUGAACUCCUCCAUCUACGACUCCAAGGCCACUCUGCAGAACAACCUGCCGGGCGAGAAGCGAUUCUUCAAGGUCGUGUCCUGGUACGACAACGAGUGGGGAUAUUCCAACAGGGUGGUGGAUCUUCUGAUGCACAUGAUCAGCGCAUAA